CACAUAAGUUAAUUGUCUCGCGAUCAGAGUGUUUACAAUUUAAUUUCACUUCUUCUUUUACUCUAAUUUGUGAGAAAUUUCAUUCUCUUCCAGUGAUUACCAUGGGAUUAAAUAUGUUCACCUGUUUGUCUUUAUUAGGCCUUGUUACUUUGAUCAAUGGUCGAUUCAUUUUCCCUUUGAGUCCAAUUGAAACAUCUACUGGACUUUCAGCUGAUUAUUAUCUUCGUGGUAAACCUUUGUCAUCUUCCUCUCUGGAAUCUUCAUCUUCCUCACCAUCAAUUGAAUCUAAAGAUGAUCUUGAAUCGUCUCAUGCUUCACCCGUUGGAACCCGAUCAUCAACUGGACGAUCUUAUGAAAGAAUUCAGGAAACUACUUAUCAGCCUGCUGAACCUUACAACUUCGGCUAUGAUGUUCGAGAUGAUUAUGGUAACCGACAAUACCGAAAGGAAGAGUCAGAUGCUUCCGGAGCUGUUCGGGGUUCAUAUGGUUACACCGAUGCCAAUGGCCUUUUCCGAAUUGUUGAGUACAUUGCCGAUGCAAAUGGCUUCCGUGCCAACAUCAAGACUAAUGAACCAGGAACUGCCGCCCAACAAGCAGCUGAUAUUAUCCUUUCCGCUGAGAGUCCACCUCGAGCCAUUGUCGAAGCAGCUUCAGCACCCAAACCAGUUACAGAAGAAGCACCAAAAGAAGUUAUCAAAAAACAAAGCGAAUCAGUAAUCAGAGGAUCGGCUUAUGAUAGACUUAAUCGUCCAUCAUCAUCUUCGUCAUCAAUCCCAGUUGAGCCUACUUACCUUUACAGAACAGCUCUACCUUUACCCUCGACUCCAACCUCAUCUUCAUCCUCAUCAUCAGUUUCAACCUCAUCUUCUUCCUCGUCCUCAUCUCCUUCUUCAUCACCAUCAACUGAAAUUGAAAAGGAAAGACAAUAAUCAAAUUGAUUAAACUAAUCAAGAUGAUGACUAAAAAGUAUCUCUUAAUUAGUUGUCACAGAUACUGUAUAUUCAAUUGUAUUAUCAAUUACAAUACAAAGUCUUUGACAUUUGUGAUUAAGAUUAAAAAUUAAAUUACAUACAAUCAAA
Panonychus citri (citrus red mite) is the source of this 1079-nucleotide messenger RNA. RefSeq lists its product as uncharacterized. NCBI's taxonomy places the organism in Eukaryota, Metazoa, Arthropoda, Arachnida, Trombidiformes, Tetranychidae. The record is from RefSeq and is a predicted model, not a curated record. The coding region runs from base 102 to 929 and encodes 275 amino acids. The transcript has 2 exons. Gene Ontology annotation, molecular function: structural constituent of chitin-based larval cuticle. Gene Ontology annotation, cellular component: chitin-based extracellular matrix.